AUGCUCGUUAAUAAUCGCUUGAAAGAAAUACGACGCAUUGUAGAAGCUUCCAACGGCGAAGGAGUUGAAGUGAAAUUUAAAUUUGUACCGACAAAUCAGAACCCAGCUGAUGCUGGUACUCGAGUCUUACAAAAACGCAGUUGGACCAUGACUCUUGGUGGGAGGGACCUAACUUCUUACGCGACCCCAACGUGGUCCGCUCCGUCGUAUGCACUUAGUAUGGACAAUACCCAAGAGCACGACCGGGCGCCAGCACUCGUGAACGCAGUGGGAUUAGAGCCCAUGCAAGAAACGGUGGAGCAAAUAAUAGACCUGUCCCGCUUCAGUUCAUUAACCAAAGCAAAAAGAGUCAUGGCGCUCGUGAUGGUGUUUGUUAAGAAACUAGUGGAACGCUUACCCCAGGCACGGAAAGAAGCAAUACAGGGAAACAUUCCAGAACUUAGGCACACCCCCAUCUACCCUCAGGCCAUAGGAGGUUACGCCUUGGCUGCGUCUCGAAGAGCCAUUAUACGCAACCAUCAGGUCCUCCACCUCACGGACGAGUACCGGAAAUCCAUAGAAAAUAAGUUGCGCCUUUACAAAGAUGAGGACCACCUCUGGCGGUCGAAAGGUCGUAUUGGGAACACCAUUCUGGACACAGACGCCAAAAGCCCUAUUUUUGUAUUUCCCAAAACCCCGCUGGCCGACCUUAUUGUGAAGGAAGCCCACGGAAAUUACCACCAAGGAAUCGAACACACCAUGGCGACAAUACGCUCACAGUAUUGGAUACCAAAACUAAGGCAACAAGUACGCCACCUAGUAAAACACUGCGUGAAAUGUCGCAGAUUCAACGGGCUACCCUACGCUUACCCAGAAAAAAAAAAGAUUUGCCAACUCGCCGCGUAG
Molecule: messenger RNA, 885 nt
Organism: Haemonchus placei
Lineage: Eukaryota; Metazoa; Nematoda; Chromadorea; Rhabditida; Trichostrongylidae
Source: the annotation of a GenBank genome assembly